AUGAAAGAUGAACCACCAGUUGAAAAUUAUCCAAUGAGAAAAUGGUCAAUUCAAAUAUCAAUGUUAGAUUCUCAAGGUAAAGAAAUUCCUGCAAAAAUAUUAGAUAAAGUAACAUAUACAUUACAUCCAACUUUUUCAAAUCCAAUUAGAUCAUUAAAACAACAACCUUUUAAAAUUGAAGAGAAAGGUUGGGGAGAAUUUGAUAUUCCAAUUUCUAUUCAUAUUUUGGGUAUAGCUGGUAAAUCAGGUGAACGUAAAUUUCAACAUGAUUUAAAUUUUUUACAAGAAAAAUAUAUUAAUGAUCAUGUUAUAAAUAUACCUGUAGGACCAAAUAAAAAUCAACAAUUAAAUAAAAUUUUAUUAGAAAGUGGUUCAUUACCAUUUGAUGAAAAUUCAUCCUCUGCAAAUAAUUCAUCUGGUCUCAAGAGAAAAUUAGAUUCAACAAAUGGUCCAUCAUCAUCAAAUAUUUCAGGAUCAACACAACAACAAUCACAAGCUUCAAUAAUUGAUAAAAAAAAAUCAAAGGGUGCAAUGAAAGGUAAUAUUGAUUUAGAAAAAUUAAGUAAUGGAUUAACAAAAUUAAGUGAAGAUGAUUUAAUAGUUAUAGUACAAAUGGUUACAGAUAAUAGAACUAAUGAAAUGAAUAUUAAAAAUGAUGUUGAUAAUGGUGAAUUUACAAUGGAUUUAUAUACUUUACCUGAUUCUUUAUUGAAGAGUUUAUGGGAAUAUGUUAAAAAACAUACAGGUGAAGCUUAA
This is a messenger RNA of Lodderomyces pseudojiufengensis, 756 nucleotides long. It is a transcript of the gene TAF14, whose product is annotated as TATA-binding protein-associated factor. The coding region runs from base 1 to 756 and encodes 251 amino acids. Gene Ontology annotation, biological process: chromatin remodeling; regulation of transcription by RNA polymerase II. The transcript has a single exon. Gene Ontology annotation, molecular function: histone binding. The record is from RefSeq and is a predicted model, not a curated record. NCBI's taxonomy places the organism in Eukaryota, Fungi, Ascomycota, Pichiomycetes, Serinales, Debaryomycetaceae. Gene Ontology annotation, cellular component: NuA4 histone acetyltransferase complex; Swr1 complex.